Messenger RNA from Dermacentor silvarum, 890 nucleotides. RefSeq lists its product as uncharacterized. The transcript has 9 exons. The coding region runs from base 84 to 725 and encodes 213 amino acids. The record is from RefSeq and is a predicted model, not a curated record. Lineage: Eukaryota; Metazoa; Arthropoda; Arachnida; Ixodida; Ixodidae.
AGGAUAUUACACUUUAACUUUACAGAGCACACAUAUAACACGAGGCACGACUUACAACAAGGGCUUGCUGGCGGUCAACGACAAUGCACAUUCAUUUGUUCUCUCUUCUGCUCGGGAUCGUUUACAUGGCAUUGAGUGAAGGAGGCACCUGUGAUUACUCAACAAUUCCCCUGGAACAACGGAAUUAUAUGGACUAUGUAAGAGAGAUGCUCAAAAACGGCACACAAUUGUUCUUGAAGUGGGGUUUCAAUGGACCAUUUCGCAACAAUAGAACUAUUUGUUGGACGUCCAACAAAUCUCACGCAUUGAAUCUGGGAUACCAGCGUCACGAACGAUUCUACAACACGGUGGCCACUACAAGUCACUGGCAAGACAGGGAGACUACCUAUUACGUGGGACCAAUGAACUGCACACCCACAGUUAUGGUGCAAGCCCGUGAUGGAGGACAACCGGACCCAGAAGUCAGCGGCAAUUUCACACUUCUCUUUGCAACACCUCAAUGCUUCGUUAUGGGUAUAUUAGGUAACGCCUCGGCUCAAGCUGUCGAUUCCACACAACCGCCCACAGAUAACUCGACAUGCCAACUCUGGGCUCAAAGACAUGGUAACCAUACAGUUAAGAAGCUGUGCGAGGAGGCAUUCUACUCAAACUGUAGUUGUGUCGAAGGCAUGUAUAAACGGGGACAUGAUCACUGCAAUUUAACAGAAGGCGAGGGACUCUCAUAGUUUCCUCAUUCUUUGUUGCUAGUUUUCCAUCACAUCAAAUCACCUUAUUUCAUUAAAGACCUAUGUUAGUUUAGUUAAAUGAAGUGGAUUAAUCAUCCCCAAAUGCGGAUGGGAGUCUCAACGCUGCCUAAACUGCAAUAAAAACACAUUCUCUUCAAAUGCGAA